This is a messenger RNA of Protopolystoma xenopodis, 600 nucleotides long. The record is from the annotation of a GenBank genome assembly. NCBI's taxonomy places the organism in Eukaryota, Metazoa, Platyhelminthes, Monogenea, Polystomatidea, Polystomatidae.
AUGUGCACUUUGGUCUCUUACAGGUUGCAUGUGCAGACGCACCAUGUGCUGUUUACAACCCCAAAGUGUGAAGGCCUAUAUGGGAAUCCGUUCGCGUUUGCCUCCUCCAUCUGUCCACGCAGGUCUGCAGUUGUGGUGGAAUCCCACGUGUCUCAUCCUCGCCCGAAUAUGGCCUGUCAGCGUCAUAUUUCUCUCAGACCAUUUGGCCUCUCUUUUCUGUCACCUGUGCUGUUGCCCCAGUUUGCCAUUUUCCCGUUGCCAACCACAACGCCCCGGCCCUGUUGCCCUCACAUCCAGCCUGAGGGUAUAGAUGCAAUUGUGUGGUGGAAAGACGAGGAGAUCACAUCUUUUAGGAGGCAAAAGACCGAGUGUGAUCUGUCAAUGCAGCCGGCCACUUUCAUCCAUUACAGCCUCAUUUUCACCGGUCCGCAUCACUCUCCUGCCCCGACCAUCCCACCUUAUACCUCCCAUCGGUCGGGCGGAGUUAUCCGGCAAAGUUUAUUGGCUACACUUGGCUUUUCCUACCGCAAAAAAUGCACCAACUUGUGCUACGCCAUUUGUUGUAUAUUUCACGUGAUCGGAAAAACAAUGAAAAUAUGA